Molecule: messenger RNA, 3295 nt
Organism: Populus euphratica (Euphrates poplar)
Lineage: Eukaryota; Viridiplantae; Streptophyta; Magnoliopsida; Malpighiales; Salicaceae
Exons: 2
Coding region: 581-2959 (792 amino acids)
Source: RefSeq, a predicted model, not a curated record
ACCAGACCCACAAUACAAAAAAGAAAAGGAAGCAAGAAACAUGAAAAGGAUGCCAAAACUAGAACCUUUGUUUUCAAUGCGCGUGAGCUUCCAUCUCCAAUCAACAGGAAGUGACAGCCAAUGCAGUGGUGUUUUCGUACGUCGGACCUUGGCGUUAGAGUGCUUCUUCAAGUGUCAAAGCUAGUUCCCAUCAACAUGGCUCUCUCCUGUUUCCCCCACUCGCAAAUGAACCUGCGCGUUGUACCACGCUCCCUAUGCCACCAUUGAAACUCCUCUCUCAGUCGCUCAUGCCUCCCUUAUUUCUCUCUUACCCCAUCACCUCUCUUUCUUCCUCCCUCCCUGUCCCCCUCUCCCUCUAAGAAAACAGGCCCGUCGAGAAAGACCAAACUAAGCCAAUCCCCAUAUUGAAAACAAUAAGAAAAGAGACCAAAACUUUGACAUGGACACUCGCCGGAAAACGAAAAUCCGGCGACAACAACUCCGGCAGCCUUUCCAAGCUGAAUGACAGUCUUGAAUCUCCCGUAAAGUUUCAAACUUUGACCUUUUUUUUGCUGAACUACUAUACAUAGAAUAUUACAUAAUGGCAACAAGUAACACAACAACUACACCACCACCACCACAACACCAACAAGUAGACACAGCCACGGCAGAGGAGCUAACAGCAAAGGCAGCACACAAGAGAUAUGAAGGUCUAAUGAUGGUAAGGACCAAAGCAAUAAAAGGAAAAGGCGCGUGGUACUGGGCUCAUUUAGAACCUAUGUUGGUCCACAACACCGACACUGGCCUUCCUAAAGCUGUGAAGCUACGGUGUUCAUUAUGCGACGCCGUUUUCUCCGCUUCAAAUCCUUCACGAACUGCCUCUGAGCAUCUGAAACGUGGUACCUGUCCUAAUUUUAACUCUGUACCGAAACCCGUUUCUUCAAUCUCUCCAAACACUGCCUUGCUGCCUUCUCCUUCUUCAAGCGGUGGUGGUGGUGCUAUCACAGUAGUGCAUGGUAGCAGUAAUAGGAAACGACCUGUCGUUUCAAGUUCAGGGCUUUCUGGUUCUGUUGGAGUUGCAUCAUCAGCGUAUCCAGUGACAGCCGUUGGUAGUACGUACCAAGUAAGUCCUCUUGCUAUUGUGGAUCCAUCAAGAUUCUCAGGUGAGAUGGCUAUGCUGCCCCAACAGCCACAUUUGAUGUUGUCUGGUGGGAAAGAGGAUUUGGGUGCUUUAGCUAUGUUGGAAGAUAGUGUAAAGAAGUUGAAGAGUCCUAAAACUUCUCCAGGACAGGCUCUGAGCAAGACCCAGAUUGACUGUGCACUUGAUUAUUUAGCUGAUUGGGUUUAUGAGUCUUGUGGGUCUGUGUCCUUUUCGAGUUUAGAGCAUCCAAAGUUCAGGGCUUUUCUGAAUCAAGUUGGUUUGCCUGUGGUUUCAAGGAGGGAUUUUGUUGGUGGGAGAUUGGAUGUUAAGUACGAGGAAGCUAGGGCCGAGUCUGAGGCAAGGAUUAGAGAUGCUAUGUUUUUUCAGAUUGCAUCGGAUGGGUGGAAGGUGAAGAGUAAUGGGAGCCCUGGUGAUGUGAAUUUAGUGAAUUUGACAGUGAAUUUGCCUAAUGGAACUAGUUUGUAUAGGAGAGCUGUGUUUGCUAGUGGUUCAGUGCCUUCCAAGUAUGCAGAGGAGGUUUUUUGGGAGACCAUAACAGGCAUUUGUGGGAGUCUUGUGCAACAGUGUGUAGGGAUAGUUGCAGACAGGUUUAAGGCCAAGGCAUUGAGGAGUUUAGAGAACCAGAAUCAUUGGAUGGUCAAUCUUUCUUGUCAGUUGCAAGGUUUCACUAGUUUGAUUAAGGAUUUUAGUAAAGAGCUUCCACUGUUCAGGACUGUGAGCGAGAAUUGCUUCAAGCUUGCUAGUUUUGUCAAUAAUAAGACCCCAAUUCGAAAUAGUUUCCAUAAAUAUCAAUUGCAGGAGUAUGGGAAUGCAGGAUUAUUGAGAAUGCCCUUGCGGGAUUAUGAGAAGAUGGAUUUUGGACCUGUGUAUACAAUGCUAGAGGACGUAUUGAGCUCAGCUCGAGCAUUGCAGUUGGUUUUGCAUGAUGAAUCGUAUAAGAUAGUAUCCAUGGAGGAUCCUACUGCAAGAGAAGUUGCUGAGAUGAUUGGAGAUGUGAGAUUUUGGAAUGAUAUGGAUGCGGUGCAUUCGCUAGUUAAGUUGAUAAAGGAAAUGGCUCAAGAGAUUGAGGCAGAGAGGCCAUUAGUCGGGCAAUGUCUGCCGCUAUGGGAUGAACUUAGGGCAAAAGUGAAGUCCUGGUGUUCAAAGUUCCACAUUGCUGAAGGAGCAGUGGAGAAAGUGAUUGAAACAAGGUUCAAGAAGAAUUAUCAUCCUGCUUGGGCUGCUGCAUACAUACUCGAUCCACUUUAUUUGCGGAGGGACAACAGUGGCAAAUACCUUCCUCCUUUCAAAUGCUUGACCUCGGAGCAGGAAAAGGAUGUGGACAAGCUUAUAACCAGGCUUGUUUCAAGGGAGGAGGCUCAUAUUGUACUAAUGGAACUCAUGAAAUGGAGAACAGAAGGGCUUGAUCCUGUGUAUGCAAAGGCUGUCCAGAUGAGGGAGAGGGAUCCCAUCACAGGAAAGAUGAGAAUAGUAAAUCCCCAGAGCAGUAGGCUUGUCUGGGAGACUUAUCUUACCGAGUUCAAGUCACUGGGCAAAGUCGCAGUUAGGCUUAUUUUUCUUCAUGCCACUUCAUGUGGGUUCAAAUGCAAUUGGUCUUGGCUGAGAUGGGUGUAUGCCCAUGGGCAAUCAAGGGCAGGCAUGGACAAGUUGCAAAAGUUGAUAUUUAUCGCUGCUCACUCAAAGCUAGAUAGGAGGGAGUUUUUGAGCGACGAAGAUAAGGAUGCAGAUCUCUUUGCAUUGGCAAACGGUGAGGAUGAUGUGCUAAACGAGGUUCUCGUUGAUGCAUCCUCAGUAAGAGCUCGACAAGGAUAUUGUUGAACUGGAGAAACCACCAUAAGAUGUUGGAGGUUAGUACAAUGCCAUGGACAAUGAUUAAAGGUGGAAUUCCGCCAGAAGAAUCCAAAGACUUCACUUGAAAUUUUUGGAAGUGAAAGGUCUGUUUGUAACUAGAGGUUGCUUCAACAAGCUGGUUUGGUGAAUGGCGAGCCAAGUACCUCUACGUGCAUCAACAACCUCGGAAGGACCUGAAAGAACACCUUUCUAGCUAGAAAAGCACUUCUAACUGUUAUCUCCUGGUUUUGUGUCUUUGGGAAGGUGGAGUCCCACCAUGAAAGAAGUGGAAGUCUUCUUCCCAUCUUUGGUUGUCAUUGGGGG